Molecule: messenger RNA, 1916 nt
Organism: Capsicum annuum
Lineage: Eukaryota; Viridiplantae; Streptophyta; Magnoliopsida; Solanales; Solanaceae
Product: sugar transporter ERD6-like 6
Exons: 18
Coding region: 212-1696 (494 amino acids)
Biological process (GO): transmembrane transport; carbohydrate transport
Cellular component (GO): membrane
Molecular function (GO): sugar transmembrane transporter activity
Source: RefSeq, a predicted model, not a curated record
CUCUGUUCUUCUUACAGCAAGUACAUGUCACCUUUAAAAGACAAAAAAGCAAACAUUUGUUUAACUAAUUGUAGCAUCCCAAUAAUGUCCAUAUUACUUGUCUGAAUACCAAGGACUUGCUGUUUCUUGAUCUAUUACUAAUAUAACUAGUAAAUCCCAUCUUGGGUUCUUGCAUUCUUGAAUUUUAACCCAAAAAAAAGAAGAAAAGAAGAUGAGUUUUAGAGAAGAGAAAAAUAAUGAAGAUGGAAGAGGAGGAGGUGGGGAUCUAAGGAAACCAUUUUUACAUACUGGAAGUUGGUAUAGAAUGGGUUCAGCACAAACUUCCAGCAUGUUUUUGGGUUCUUCACAAGCUAUUCGUGAUAGUUCAGUUUCAGUUCUUGCUUGUGUUAUGAUCGUUGCUUUGGGUCCUAUCCAGUUUGGUUUCACUUCUGGUUACUCAUCGCCUACACAAACUGCUAUAAUCAAUGAUCUGAAGCUCACUGUAUCUGAGUUCUCUUUAUUCGGUUCUUUAUCUAAUGUGGGUGCUAUGGUUGGGGCAAUAUCUAGUGGUCAAAUUGCCGAGUACAUUGGACGAAAAGGGUCUUUAAUGAUAUCUGCUAUACCUAACAUCAUUGGUUGGCUUUCCAUCUCAUUUGCCAAAGAUCUGUCCUUCUUAUACAUGGGAAGAUUAUUGGAAGGUUUUGGGGUCGGCAUAAUCUCUUACACGGUUCCUGUAUAUAUUGCUGAGAUAGCACCUCAAAACCUGAGAGGGGGACUGGGGUCGGUCAACCAGCUCUCUGUUACAAUCGGGAUCAUGUUGUCUUAUUUGCUAGGACUUUUUGUUAAUUGGAGAGUGCUUGCUGUUCUUGGAACGUUGCCCUGCCUAGCACUGAUACCUGGACUAUUUUUCAUCCCAGAAUCUCCUCGGUGGUUGGCCAAGAUGGGCUUGACAGAAGAUUUUGAAACUUCUUUGCAAGUUCUUCGAGGGUUUGAUGCUGACAUUUCUGUUGAAGUAAAUGAAAUUAAGAGGGCUGUAGCAUCCACAAGCCGAAAAUCAACAAUACGUUUUGCAGAUCUCAAACAAAGAAGAUAUUGGUUGCCUCUCAUGAUAGGCAUUGGACUCCUUGUCCUGCAGCAACUAGGAGGAACUAAUGGUGUGAUCUUCUAUUCCAGUAACAUUUUCCUAUCGGCUGGGAUUUCUUCAAGUAAUGCUGCAACUUUCGGUGUUGGUGCUAUCCAGGUUGUUGCCACUGCUGUUUCUACAUGGCUGGUGGAUAAAACUGGGCGUAGGCUUUUACUGAUUGUCUCCUCUUCUGGAAUGGCUGUUAGUCUCCUUAUUGUCGCUGUUGCAUUCUUUUUGAAGAGUUUCGUAGAUGAGGAUUCGACGCUCUAUGGAGCUCUGGGUAUAAUAUCAGUGGUUGGUGUCGUGUUGAUGAUUGUUGCGUUCUCACUUGGAAUGGGGCCUAUUCCGUGGCUAAUAAUGUCUGAGAUUCUUCCAGUUAAGAUCAAAGGCCUUGCUGGAAGUGUAGCGACGUUAGCCAAUUGGUUCUUUUCUUGGGUAGUUACGGCAACUGCACCACUGCUAUUGGCUUGGAGCAGUGGAGGAACCUUCACUCUUUAUACACUCAUGUGUGCAUUCACUGUGGCAUUCGUGACAAUUUGGGUACCUGAGACGAAAGGGAAAACGCUGGAGGAAAUACAGUUCUCAUUUAGAUGAUAGAAUUCAUGUAUAUUUGCUUUUCGACUACCUAGCUCCUCUUCGUUCUUUUGACAAUAAUCCUUGCCCUUCUGGAAAAGUUUCAAUACCUUAUUAGAAGAAAAUCUAUGAAAAUUGAGUUAGCUAUUCUUUUAUGUACACUAUAUUCAGAAUAAUCUGCUGUUGUAAUUGUAACAUACUUCAUAUUUAUUGGACAAUUUGAGGGCUACUUAAGAAGGAA